AAAUACAUAAAAAUAGGUAAUAUUUUUCAUAAAUACUUCUAACACAAUGUCUUACCGUCUUUUGCCACCUACUUAUGUCGUUUCCAGCCAGAAGAAACCUAUUCGUCAAAUAAAAAUUCACUAUAAACGGUGAAUCAGCAGUAUUCUUCAGAAUUCUUACCUGACUUCUCUGGAGAUUCGCUACCUCGCGCCAAUCUCUUGCGUUUGGCAGUAUUUUUAUACUGUGGAGGAAGCCGGAGCGAGAAGGGCUGAUGACAAGGCGGCUACGGAAUACGUCUUGAAUGUGAAAAUUGUCUGUAAAAGACGCGUGUGUAAAUAACAGAGCACGGCAGGGCUACUUACGGAAACGGUUGUCUCCCGUGAGUGUGUUUUAAACAGGAGGGGUGGCACUCACUUGCCACAGUGGUGGCCCGUGCGGGGGGGUAGUAGUAAACACAGUACACAGAGGAGACAACAUGGAGCACAGCCAGGAGCAGGGGGAAACGCCACAACCGGUGGUAGCGCUGGCAAGGAUGCUGGAGGGGAUGGCGGCGAUGCAGGAGUGGCAGGCGGCGAUGCACGCCGAACAGCUGGAGGCUCUGCGGGCGCAGACCUCCCUCCAGACGCAGGCUCUACUGCAGCUGGCGGCUGCGGGAGAAACCAGCUCCCGAGAGCAACAGACCGGACCCCCCGUAGCUCUCCAUCUUCCAAAAAUGACCCCGGAGGAUGACGCGGAGGCAUUCCUUGAGGGGUUUGAGGUGGCCGCGAGGGCAAGUAAAUGGCCGGAGGAGGAGUGGGUCGUCCGCCUCCUGCCCCUCUUAACUGGGGAAGCACAACAAGCUGCACACAGCUUACCCCCCACAGCGCGGACGGUCUAUGUCAACCUGAAGAAGGCGGUCCUGGACCGCCUGGGAUACAGCCCGGAAGAACACCGGUGGCGGUUCAGGGAGACGGCCUUGGAGAAGACCGACCGUUCGCAUAUGCCCAGAGACUGCUGGACAUGGCGCAUCGGUGGCUGCGACCGGAACUCCGGUCAGCCGACGAGGUGGUGGAGCUGGUGGCCCUCGAACGUUUUAUCGAUGGCCUCCCGGGGGAGACGGCGAAUUGGGUGAGGUGCCAUCGGCCGACCGGGUUGGCGGCCGCCGUCACCCUGGCGGAGGACCACCUGGCGCUCUACCUCCGCGGCCAGUCACAGCAGCAGCAGCAGCAGCAGCAAGGACGGGCAGACCCGGCUCCGCGCAGGAGAGCCCUUCCUCGUUCCCUUCCUUCCCCCCUUUCUUCCUCCCUUCCCCGUGCCCAAACCCCCGCAUUUUCCCGCAACAACCCUUUUUUUUCUGUUUCCCCAGCCCCAGGCUCAGUGGCGACGGGAUACGACCCACAGAGAGCUCCUCAGACGCCCGGACCGGGGUGUUGGCGGUGCGGACAACCGGGUCACCUGCGCCGCGAGUGCCCACUCAUGGAGGUGGAGCAGGUGGUUCGUGUUGUCGGCCCGCCCACCUCCUCUCCCGACCCAGACGGAGCGUACUGUAUUCCGGAUGAGCUGCCAUCACCAUAUCCAACUGUCCAGGUGCAGGAUGUCACUGACUGGAGGUCUGUGCUCACUCGAAGAGUCUCUGCAGUGGUCAAAGUGGUGGGCUGCCGGUCUGCAGGGCUCUUAGUGUGGAUGAAGGCGUCAUCGCUGCAUUUUCUGCCUACUUCGUUUACAACUUAGCGUAUCCAUCUCGUCUGAAGAACACCCUGGUUUUCAUUCAGCGGUAACUUCUGAAAAUUUCUGAGGAUGAUGACAAGCCUCUACCUGUAACAGUGACCAGGGUAAUUAACCUUUUGGAUUAAUGUCUGCCAGCAAUGCCUCGUCCAUUCUGUUGUCCUAAAUGCUCUCGGAGAGCUUUCACGCUGGUUAAGUUAAUCCAGCACAUCGGUCUUAUUCAUGCACACGAGCCAAAUUUUACAAUAACUUGUGGCCUUAAUAACUGUCAAUCAACAUUUUCAAAAUACGAGUCCUUCAGACGCCAUAUUUACCGGAAGCAUAAAGACAUUAUAUUGCCUGUGGCCACUGCUCAUGACAUCCAGGAAACAGCAGUGGAGGAGGAUGAGCAGGGGCCCAGUGGUGUUGUCGAUGAAUGAACUGUUGCUGCAAUUUAGAGAAACCUUUUUGGCUUCAUUCUGAAAUGUAAGAAAAAAAGACACCUUCCUCAGGCUGUACAACAAGAAAUACUGGAUGAUGUACAUUUAUUGUUUUACUUCUUCAAGGAAAACUAUGAUGCAUUUCUUGUGUAUCAUCUUCCAAAUCCAAUAAAUCCAAACUUGAAAUGACUGAACCUGUAGACUAUGCGCUGAGAGACUCAAGUGGUCGUAAGAUUGGAAGCUACUCUUAUGUUCCUAUUUGUGAUGUACUUCAGAAAUACUGCUCUCACAAGGAUGUUUGGGAUUAUGUGCAGACAGAGCAAAACUGUGAAAGAGAUGUACACGUUCUAACUGAUUAUAGAGAUGGACUUUAUAUCAGGAAUCACAAAGUCUUUGCAGAUCAUCCAGAUGCUCUAAGGCUGCACCUAUAUGAGGAUGCAUUUGAAGUGUGUAAUCCACUGGGUUCUAAACACAACAGGCACAAACUUUGUGCAAUUUACUACACUGUUGGAAACGUAGGUUCAAAGUACUGUUCACAGCUAAAACAUAUUCAUCUAGCUUUACUAGCAUUACUGUCACGUCAAACAGUUUUAUUUAGACGUUAUUUUGAAACCGUUACUGGAUGACCUUGAGAAGCUGUCAUUUGAAGGACUGAGUAUCAUUGCUAAUGGCAUGCAGAAACGUGUUUAUGGAGCUGUAGCUGUCAUAUUGGGAGACAACCUGUCAUCUCACAUGAUAGGUGGAUUUAACAUGUCUGUUAGUUCUGGUAGAAUCUGUAGAUAUUGCUUGGCUACUCAUUCCGACAUGAAAAAAAACUUCAGUGAAGUUCAGAUUUUGUUUUAAGAAAUACUGAUGUACACAGAUACCACCUAGAGUGUGUGAAACAAAAUCCAGAAAACAAAGGAAUGUAUGGAGUUUGUGGUGGAUGUGUAUUUGACCAGUUAGAUUACUUUGAUGUCACAACAUAUCUUCCUCCAGAUGUCAUGCAUGAUUUCUUGGAGGGUGUAGCACCGUUGGUGUUGAGGCUUGUUGUAAGUAAAGCUCAUUGUGAAAAACACAUUACCAUACAAGAACUAAAUGAUGAACUGAGAAAAAUGUCAUUUGGACAAAAUGAUAGGACAAAUAAGCUUGUGCCUCUGUCAGAAAAACUUUUACAGGACUUCAAUGUUGUUGGAUCUGCUUCACAGAAGUGGUGUUUAUUCCGCCUGCUUCCUUUUUUGAUGGCACACAGGGUACCUGAAGGCUGUAGCUACUGGCGGAUCUAUUUAUUAUGCCGUGAAAUUGUUGACAUAGUAAUGGUGCCAGUUGUUAAAAAAGAGUAUCUUCCUCUUCUUGACCAAUUAGUUUCUGAGUUUUUGUAUGGCAUGGAAGAAGAGUUUGGAAAUGUCAUUACUCCAAAAUGUCAUUACUUGAUGCAUUAUUCCUGCCUGAUGUUGUCCUAUGGUCCUUUACGGCCUUUAUGGUGCAUGAGAUUUGAAGGGAAACAUCAAUAUUUCAAACAGGUAGCUAGUUCCUCUAGGAACUCUGUCAAUGUUACAUCAACUUUAAGCAGCCGCCAUCAAUAUAGACAGUGUUGGGAAUUUUCCUCAACUAAUAUGUUGGGAGAGUAUGAGAAGGUUGUGGGACACAGUGUGAGCACACUGUUACAGUCUCUUCCUUCAGCUCUUCAGCAUUCCAUAACUGAUUUUCAGGACAUAACACUUUUAGCAAGUAACAGAGUUAGUGAUGAAUAGUGUUAAGUACUGUGUGAGAGAUGUCUUUGUUGUGGGUCACAUGCACUCCGAAGAUAUUCCUUUGUUUUUUCAGAUUAAAUAUAUUCUUAACAUACACACAGAUUGGGCGUUAUGUGGAAAAUUAUUAAUUCCUCUUUCCUUCUGUUAUCAUUACUAUGCCUACUUGGUGAAAUAUGAGAAGGACUGGACUGUCCUUGACCCUUUUGAGGUGGUUGAUCAUCAAGCUUUGGACACAUACAGUGUUGAUGAUAAACUGCUUGUUAGUAUGUGGCAUUUAUGUUAAAAACGAAAACCAAAUACGGUGCUCCCUCGCUAUACCGCCCCUGUUAUAACGCCAUGCACUCACCUACUGCCAACAAAUCUUCAUGCCUAAAUGUCAACUAGUCCCAUAGAAAGCCAUUGUUUUUAUCCCCCGCUAUACCGCCACCCCCUGCUAUCACCAACUUUCCCCCUUGGUUUUUGAGCGGCGGUAUAAAGAGGGAGCACUGUACUACAGUUAAUUGAGUUUGUUCAGUAGGUCUCAGUUAUCAAUGUAGUAAAAUGUGCAUUUUAAUGGUGAUGGUAUUUGUAUUUUAAUGUUUUAUUGUUUUUUGACGAGAUCCUAAAACUUAUGUAGUUCAUUUUAUGCUGUGCAUUUUAAUGAUGAUGUUACUAGGCUUUGGACACAUACAGUGUUGAUGAUAAACUGUUUGUUAGUAUGCUUGCAUUCCUGUAAAAAAACGAAAACCAAAUACUACAGUUAAUUGAGUCUGUUCAGUAGGUCUCAGUUAUCAAUGUAGUAAAAUGUAUGCAAAUUGGGGGGGGCAUGAACUGCUGUGCACUUUGCAUUUUUUGACAUGAGAUCCCCUCGGAUAAGACUGUUAUGUAUGGGUAGUUCAUUUUAUGCUGUGCAUUUUAAAGAUGAUGUUACUUUGUAUUUUAAUGUUUUGUUGUUUUUUGACAUGAGGUCCCUGUGGAUAAAAUUGUUAUGUAGUUCAUUUUCAGGACUAGAAUAAAUUUAUAUUCAA
Anguilla anguilla (European eel) is the source of this 4843-nucleotide messenger RNA. RefSeq lists its product as uncharacterized. Gene Ontology annotation, molecular function: zinc ion binding; nucleic acid binding. The transcript is spliced from 2 exons. Lineage: Eukaryota; Metazoa; Chordata; Actinopteri; Anguilliformes; Anguillidae. The coding region runs from base 758 to 1690 and encodes 310 amino acids. The record is from RefSeq and is a predicted model, not a curated record.